GAGCCGCGCAUUGUCGUGUGUGAUCCCAUACCACAUUUAUUAGCUGCCUUCCUCCCCCCUCCCGUCCCGCUCCGUCCUCUUUUGUCCGUCACCAUCCUUUGCCUGGUCGGACCUGAUCACACUCUUACAUCAUGUCAUCAGAAGAGAAAGGCGGCAUGGGCCUCAACACGCCCGACAAGGAGGCUCCUCCAGCCUUCAGCAACGGCUCAGAGGGCCAGGCGCGCGAUCACGAAGACUUCUUGACGAGGAACGGCCUCAAUCUCCGGUCAUUCCAGAAGCGCGACUAUGGCGGAGGUGUUGUCGAUUCGCUCGACCGCUCUCUGAGGACGCGCCACAUGCACAUGAUUUCGAUCGGCGGUUCCAUCGGCGCCGGUUUCUUCGUCGGCUCCGGCAAGGCUCUCAGCAAUGGGGGCCCCGCUUCUCUGCUCAUCGACUUCCUCAUCAUCGGCGUCAUGAUGUUCAACACGGUUUACGCGCUCGGCGAGCUCGCUGUCAUGUACCCCGUCUCUGGUGGCUUCUAUACCUUCUCGACCCGCUUCAUUGACCCGUCCUGGGGCUUCGCCAUGGGCUGGAACUAUGUUAUGCAAUGGGCUGCUGUCCUUCCACUUGAAUUGACCGUCUGUGCCAUGACCAUCGGGUACUGGAACUCCGAAAUCAGCGUCGCCGUAUGGAUCUCCGUCUUCUUCGGCCUCAUCCUCAUCAUCAACAUCUUUGGCACCCUCGGCUACGCCGAAGAGGAGUUCUGGUCGUCGGUGCUCAAGCUCUGUGCCAUUAUCGUCUUCAUGAUCACCGCCUUCGUCCUCGUCCUCGGCGGUGGCCCCUCCGGUAGCCGCUACGACCAUUACUAUGGCGCCCGCCUCUGGUAUGAGCCCGGUGCUUUUGCCAACGGCUUCCGUGGUUUCUGCAGCGUUUUUGUCACUGCAGCUUUUUCCUUUUCUGGGACUGAGCUUGUCGGCUUGGCUGCUGCCGAAGCAAGGAAUCCGCUCAAGAGUCUUCCCGGUGCCAUCAAGCAGGUCUUCUGGCGUAUCACCCUCUUCUACAUCCUCGGCCUGUUCUUCGUUGGACUCUUAAUUCCGCACGAUGAUGAGAAUUUGCUGGGCGCCAACCCCUACGCUGACGUCAACGCCUCACCCUUCGUCCUCGUGGGCAAGUACGCCAACCUCAAGGGCUAUGACUCGUUCAUGAACGUCAUCAUCCUCGUCUCGGUGCUCUCCAUCGGCGUCUCGUCCGUCUACGGUGGCUCGCGCACCCUCACGGCCCUCGCCCAGCAGGGCUACGCCCCCAAGAUCUUUACCUACAUUGACCGGUCCGGCCGUCCGCUGGCGUCAGUCGCCUUCCUCUGCGCCUUUGGCCCUCUCGCCUACGUCAACCUCCACGCCGAGGGCCCGACCGUAUUUGACUGGCUGCUUGCCCUCUCCGGUCUGGCCGCCCUCUUCACUUGGGGCUCCAUCUGCCUAGCCCACAUCCGUUUCCGUAAGGCCUGGCUCGCCCAGGGCCAUACCCUCGACGAGAUUCCCUUCAAGGCCGUCGGCGGCGUCUACGGCUCGUACCUUGGUCUAGGGCUCAACGUUCUGUGUCUCAUCGCUCAGCUCUACGUCGCCAUCUGCCCUGUCGACGGCGGCUACAACGACGCCGAGGGCUUCUUCAAGUCGUACCUCGCCAUGCCCGUCGUUAUCGUCUUUUGGAUCGGUGGCUUCCUGUGGAAGCGCACCGGCUGGCUCCGCACCGACCAGAUUGAUGUCGACACGGGCCGUCGCGAGCUGGAUUGGGACGCCAUCAACGAGUACCGCGCCAAGCUGGCGGCCAUGCCUGCGUGGCGCCGGGUGUUGUGGACACUUUUUGUGUAAAAUGAAAAAGAAAAAAUGUCAUAUAAGAGGAUAUUAUGUGUAUGUAAUGGGAGGGUUGGGCUAGGGGUGCAUCUGAUCUAAAGCGCUUUGUGUUGCGCUCCGUGGUCGCAUGCAUGACUAUAUGAUUUGAUGAAUGUCAACCUGUUGAGUCUUCGAAGUACUGUGCGUGGCGAUCGUAAGGCAGAUUUUUGU
Parathielavia appendiculata is the source of this 2039-nucleotide messenger RNA. RefSeq lists its product as uncharacterized. Bases 132 to 1847 code for a protein of 571 amino acids. The record is from RefSeq and is a predicted model, not a curated record. Gene Ontology annotation, biological process: amino acid transmembrane transport. Gene Ontology annotation, molecular function: amino acid transmembrane transporter activity. The transcript is spliced from 4 exons. Lineage: Eukaryota; Fungi; Ascomycota; Sordariomycetes; Sordariales; Chaetomiaceae. Gene Ontology annotation, cellular component: membrane.